Messenger RNA from Marchantia polymorpha subsp. ruderalis, 1848 nucleotides. NCBI's taxonomy places the organism in Eukaryota, Viridiplantae, Streptophyta, Marchantiopsida, Marchantiales, Marchantiaceae. The record is from the annotation of a GenBank genome assembly.
GACCGGCGCCAAGAGAAGGCGAAAGAGGAGACCGGUGGAAGGAAAGGGAGAGGAAGCGGAAGGAAGCGGAAGAGGAUGCGGCACUGGGCGACGAUGGAUCAUACGAAAUGACGAGCAGCUGCAGAAGCGGGGCAAGAAAUUCUCGAGGCGCUGGCGCGACGAAUUGCUGCUAGGGUUCAAGAAGCGAGCUGCGCAAUGCGCGAGCGCGGAGCAAUUUCGUUCUGAGCCUGGCGAGGAGGAGGUUCGGAAAACCAUUUUCUGCUCAGUACGUGAUGGCGAUGGCGGAAGAUGACGAUCUUCUUGAAGCUUGCGUCGGUCGUCUUUGUUUCGUGCAGCCCCAUGCGCAGUAUGAGCCCCCUGCUUUCCAUCGCCGGUUUGCCAGAAGGGAUUAUAGGUGGAAGGUUGGCGCAAGGAUGAAAACCACUCCCGGGUUGCACUGCAAGCUCUCGCAUUCCAUGUUUCUUCCGGACUGUCUGGGGCUAGGACCUGAUGCAAGGUGGAGAUGGCAGGGAAUUCCCGUCGCAUUGAUGACGAGUGCAACAGUAGAUAUCUUGCCAUCUCAUCAAAAUUACACGAACGAUGUGUUUGACGGACACGCCAGUUUCCGGUACCUUGGAGUUCGUCCGCGUGCUCGUUUGAAGGCCUUGACACCUUUGUUCGGAAAACUUGCCCUUCGGCUAACGGUGGAGCUUCUCCCAACUCCCAAGCUUGUGAUGGCUCGGCAAUUUCGCCUUGGCACCACCAAGGUUACUCUUCGGGCAAACAUGGAGCCCAGCACUAGUGUUGGCUCUACCAAAAGGUCUUGGUGCUCAUUGCAGGUUGAUUGGCAUCCCGCAGACACAGUGAAGGUCAUGUUGCAGCCAGUGAAGAACUUUUUUGGGAUGCAAUACUCAAGGUCUAUCCAGCUGACACCUGAUAGUAAAGGAGUAGCCUCCGGGGUGGCAGAGUUACCUGCAAAUCUUACUGUUUUUGGUGCCUCCGGUCUUCCUGGCAGUGUUCCCGCCAAGCUGAGAAUAGACUCUCUGAAGCUGUCGCACGUCAUCACAGACAAGGCCCCGAAGAGUUCACCACUUCCAACUUCUGAAUAUUUACGAGCCUCCAGGAAAAUCGGAACAAGUGAUUUGAUCAGCGUUAUUCCAGGCCAUUGGAUUGAUCCCGGUUACGAGGUUGGUGCGCCAGGAGAAAGGGACUUCAAUAUGGAAAUAGUGAACAUUUUGGAGAAGCAGCUGAGAGGAAAUGGAUGGAAUGUACUCAGGCCUGAUCGAGAGUGCCCUGAUCUGAGCUGGGAGGAAUACCUCAACUGGGUUUCGAAGCAGACAAGCAAAGGCAUACCUGUCCUCGAAAUCCAUGGACAGGGUUCGAAAGCAGACUACAGAGGAUUUGUUCUUGGAGUUAUUGGGGAUGCGAAUGCACCUCUCAACAAGGAGCUUGCAAAAGACUUCGGCUAUUUCCAGAUGGACUGGAGAGAUUUGGCAGUUCCAAAGCGAGGAGGUGUUGUUCUAGAGUCGUUCAACUCAGAUGAGGUGCUCCAGAUGGCGCCUUGGCAUCGCAAAUGGUCGGUCAGGAGACUCGCUAAUAGGAUUACCGCCUGUAUUGAGCGCGCCAGCUCGGAAAACCGGCUCUCUCGAGGCAUUAUUUUGGAGGAUGAUACGGGAGAUGAUAUUUUAGAUUUUGAUGAGAAAACCAAAGGAAGAGUAUGAUACCUAGUUCCAAAGGAAGUAAAUAUCGGAUAUACGGAAGCAUCAACAACAGAAGAGUCAAUUGUCCGCCUACUUACCCAUGUACAUUAGAAACACAAUUUUUUAUGUACAAUUUAGAUUUUUAUGUACAUUUUAGUUCUUUUUCCAA